Molecule: messenger RNA, 1134 nt
Organism: Vitis vinifera (wine grape)
Lineage: Eukaryota; Viridiplantae; Streptophyta; Magnoliopsida; Vitales; Vitaceae
Product: cell wall / vacuolar inhibitor of fructosidase 1
Exons: 2
Coding region: 138-1037 (299 amino acids)
Biological process (GO): negative regulation of catalytic activity
Molecular function (GO): enzyme inhibitor activity
Source: RefSeq, a predicted model, not a curated record
AUUAUUACCAAUGAUGCAUUAAUUCAAAAGCGGGUGGCCAAAUCCACUAUAAAAACCGCAAAGGCUGUGGGUCAAUCCAAUCGAUCACGAUCUUCACAUCAUCUACCUCUGAUCUCCUCCUGAAACCUUCUUCAAGAAUGAGAUCAUCUGUGUUUCUCCUGUGUGUAAUGGGUCUUUCUCUGACCCAAAUCGAAUUCUCCACUUCAGAUUUGGUAAAGCAAACAUGCAAGCAUACACCCAACUACGAUCUCUGUGUGAAGACUCUGCUCUCAGACCCACGAAGCUCUCACGCAGACGUCGCAGGUUUGGCCAUGGUGAUGGUGGACGUGAUCAAGGCCAAAACAAUCGCCACCCUCCACAGAAUCAGCGAAUUGCUGGGCACAACCCGAUACCCAAAAACGAAGGCUGCCUUGAGGCGUUGUGUAGAGUUGUAUGAUAAUGCAGUUUUGAAGGCUGAUCUUCCAUCAGCGAUGCAAGCUCUCAAGACUGGUGUUCCCAAAUUUGCAGAAGAAGGUACUAAUGAUGCUGCUAACGAGGCCGACUCCUGCGAGAGAACCUUCAGUGGGGCAUCCCCCAUUACCUCUUUCAAUAGAGCAGAUUUGGUGGACCAAACGUGCAAGCAGACACCCAACUACGAUCUCUGUGUGAAGACUCUCCGCGCAGACCCACGAAGCUCUACGGCUGACGUCACAGGCUUGGCCCUGGUGACGGUGGAUGCAAUCAAGGCCAAAGCGACCGCCACCCUCGAUAGAAUCAAUGGAUUAUUGGGCACGACCCCAGACCCGAAAACGAAGGCGGCCUUGAGCCAUUGUGGGGAGUUGUAUGAUAAUGCAGUUCUGAAGGCUGAUAUUCCAUCAGCCAUAGAAGCUCUCAAGAAGGGUAAUCCCAAAUUUGCAGAACAAGGAGUUAAUGAUGCUGCUAACGAGGCCGACUCCUGCGAGAGAGCCUUUGGCGGGGCUUCCCCCAUUACCUCUUUCAAUAGGAGUGUCAGUGACCUCUCUCGUGUGGCUUCUGCCAUUAUCGGGCUCUUGUCGUGAUCCAUGGUCAGACCCCAUGAAUGGGUUCUAGAUGACUGCUUCCACAAUUUGAAUAAAAACGGCGGAUUCUCUAAAUAAGAGCCAUUAUUGUUACAGU